Molecule: messenger RNA, 672 nt
Organism: Octodon degus (degu)
Lineage: Eukaryota; Metazoa; Chordata; Mammalia; Rodentia; Octodontidae
Product: NADH dehydrogenase [ubiquinone] 1 beta subcomplex subunit 10
Exons: 1
Coding region: 80-607 (175 amino acids)
Source: RefSeq, a predicted model, not a curated record
CCCGGCGUCCUCGGUAAGGGCAGUCUGAGACCGAAGAAGAGCUGGUGCAGACUGGUAGUGAGUGGGACCCCCCGCUGCCAUGCCGGACCCUUACGACAAGGACGUGUACCCUGAACCCCCGCGCCGCACCCCAGCGCCCUCGCCGCAGACGUCGCUCCCUAAUCCCAUCACCUACUUGACUAAGGCCUUCGACCUCCUCGUGGAUCGGCCUGUGACCCUUGUGAGAGAUUGUAUAGAGCAGCAGCGUGCCAAGAACAGAUACUACUACUAUCACCGGCAGUUCCGCCGUGUGCCAGAUAUUACAGAGUGCCAGGAGAAAGAUGUCCUCUGCAUGUUUGAAGCGGAAAUGCAAUGGAAAAGAGACUACCUGGUUGACCAACAGAUUGUCAGUAUCAUCCAAGAGAGGCUUAAGGCCUGUCAGCAGAGGGAAGGAGAAAGCUACAAGCAGAAUUGUGCAAAGGAGCUUGAACAGUUUGCCCAAGUGACUAAGGCCUACCAAGACCGCUAUAAUGACCCAGGAGCCUAUGAUUCUGCCAGAAAAUGCCUGGCAAAGCAGAAGCAGAGGAUGCUGGCAGAGAGAAAGGCUGCCAAGGAGGCUGCAGCCUGAAGCCUAACCUGAGCACCCCUUGACUAACCCUUGUUACAUUGCUGAAAUAAAGUGGUUUGCCUUGC